This is a messenger RNA of Lactuca virosa, 546 nucleotides long. Lineage: Eukaryota; Viridiplantae; Streptophyta; Magnoliopsida; Asterales; Asteraceae. The record is from the annotation of a GenBank genome assembly.
AUGGACACAGAACAGGAGUCUGAAUGGAAUGCAACACAUAGUAUCUUUAUCAGUGAAGAUCUUUUGACUGUGCUAAGCUUUAGCUGCAAUUUCUUGCAGUUGUACAAUGCAUGUUGGCUUCCAUUUCUUGCUAAACAUUCAGAGUCUAAAAUCACUGAUGGACCUUUAGUUGUUCCUCUUGAUUGUGAAUGGAUUUGGCAUUGUCACGGACUUAAUCUGGUUGGAUACAAAUCAGAUUAUGAAAAAUUCUACGGAAGUAUUCUUGACAACUCUAAUGUUGUCUCUUCUAUUAAUCAAAGAACAUCAAGAAAGGAAACAGAAGAAACAUGGAACAAAUUAUACCCUAAUGAACCCUAUGAGUAUGACAUGUCACGUGCUUCCUCAAGUGAAUUUUCAGAAACUUUAUAUAAUGAAGGAACUCAAAGCUUUUCCAAAUAUGAUUUUGUUUUAGCUGUUGAAAGACAAAGCCCAUUCUUUUACCAGGUGUCAAGGCCUCAUUUCAAGAAAGAUUUAUUCCUUCAAGAUACACUUAUAAUGUAUGUGUGA